Molecule: messenger RNA, 5865 nt
Organism: Strongylocentrotus purpuratus (purple sea urchin)
Lineage: Eukaryota; Metazoa; Echinodermata; Echinoidea; Camarodonta; Strongylocentrotidae
Gene: wdr90
Product: WD repeat-containing protein 90
Exons: 39
Coding region: 176-5809 (1877 amino acids)
Cellular component (GO): centriole
Molecular function (GO): protein binding
Source: RefSeq, a predicted model, not a curated record
CGCGCCCGCAGAGGGCGCUUCAUAAAUAACAAAUGGAAUCGAGAAAGCGGCGAAAUUCAAGCAUCAGACAAAGUUCAUUAUUCUAUUGAAACAUGAAGAAUCAUUGUUACGGUAUUUAUUACUUGUGCAACUGUCUACUGUCUGAGGAAUAAAGAUAAACGAAUCCACCGACACAAUGUCAAAAACAUCUCUAUGGCAGCAUCCAUAUGUGAACGUCUUCAAGCAUCUCAACAUCGGAGAAUGGAGAAAGUCUACCAAGGAGGGGGAAGUGAUGUCCGUCAUGGACAAGAGCAUGAAGUGCACAGUGUAUAGAAUCACUGGGUCCAUACCAGCGGGGAAUUACAUCCAGCUACCAAGAACAUCCUCACAGUCACUAGGUCUGACUGGGAGAUUCCUCUACCUCCUCUUCAAACCAAUCGCUGGCAAGUACUUUGUGACUCACGUUGAUGUGACAACCCAAGAUGGCUUGGUUGUACGCCUCUCCUUCUCCAACCUCUUCAAGGAGUUUAAGUCCACCUCCACCUGGCUCCAGUUCCCCUUCGUCUGCCCCGCCGGGAAAGGUUCCGUUGAGAGGAUCACCUCAAAAUCAGUCCGGAAAGACCUUCAUGGCCCCGCCCCUUCCAGCUCUAAGUGGACCCUCCUCAUGCUUGACCUCCAGUACAUCCUCUCCAUGUACCUCAACUGCAAGUACAAGUACGUCAAGAGCGUCCGCCUCUGCGCCAACAUGUACGUCAAGAACGUCUUCACCAGCGACAUGCAGUACGAGCCGGACAUCUCGCUGCAGGACGCCCGUGACAUGGGCCUCCUGGGGCAGGGCAUCGCCCCGUUGCCACGGGAGAUGACCUUCAAGGUUCCCAAGGGGGAGAAGUGGAUGGACCACUAUGAUUACAUCAGGUUUCCUUCAGCCGGUUCUAAGGUUCCCUUUGACUCAGUACAGCUCAAUAGCUCUGGUCAUGUGACGAGAUCAACCAUUCAGGUACCGGGUCACCUGAGCCCCCAGAGAGUAUCGUCAAAACAAGUCUGCGCUAAUCGAGAUGCAGACUCUCUAUCAUCAAUGUCACAAUCUGUCAGUGCUGUUAAACAGAAGAAGAAAAAAUCUACCAAACCAGCUGUGAGCAUGGCCCUACCUGAAGUGGGUGUGAGUGGUGACCUAUCAAUUCUCCAAGGCACUCAAGGGGAGGUGCAUGUGUUUGCCCAGCCUGAAGAUGAUAUAACAGUCCACAGGCAUGAUGAUAACACUGGAAUGACACUAUCGACUAAAAUAUCGAAGCGCUCUACAAAGCCCACCAGAGAUGAGAUAUACAAUAGCCUGCAACCUGAUCCCAUCAUCUCAUUGAAGAAGAUGAUUGGUUUCGGUGGAGUAUCCACGAAUGAGAUCCUGUGGGAUCACCAUGGAAACCAUGUUGUUUAUCCCUGCCAUGCCGUCAUAGUAGCCAUGGCUGUCAGCAGCGGUCAACAGAGAUUCUUCAUCGGACAUACAGAUAAGGUCUCAUGUCUGACAUUGAGUAGCAGUGGAACACUCCUAGCAUCAGCCCAGACAGGGCAGCAGGCCGUGGUAAGGGUGUGGCACUAUCAGUCUGGUGAGGGGCUAGCCAUGUUCAAGGCACAUACACACUCUGUCUUCACCCUCAGCUUUUCAGGUAACGGAUCCACUCUUUGUGGAGUUGGGAAGGACGGACAUGGAAAAAAUAUGGUUGUCGUGUGGAACACCUCCAGAGUUCACAGGCGAGGGGACGUGCCUGUGGUUGCUAAGGCUCACACUGAUGUAGAUAUCGUGCGCAUGAGAGUCUCACCGUACGAUGACACAAAGAUGGUAUCCUGCGGUAGGGAUAAUGUGAGGGUUUGGCGAGUGAGGAACGGCAACCUACGCUCUGCUCCUGUCAAUCUGGGACAGGUGACGGUCGCUGAGUUUACAGACGUCUGCUUUGAAGCGCCCUCUACACCUGGGAUGGAGCCAGCAGACAAACUUGUGUAUGCAUGCACAAGGUCUGGGCAUAUAUUUGAGGUAGACUAUGCUAGGGUAUGUGUAGCUCACAUCAGACGGUUACUCCCGGUGGGCAAGCAUGUCAAGGAGAAGGGAACUUUCCGCUCAGGUGCGGGUAUAGCAAUCAAUGCUCUGUCUGUGAACAGUGCCUUCUGUGUGACCGGAUCAGAGGAUGGGGUCUUGCGAAUCUGGCCUCUGGACUUCAAGAGUGUCUUCAUGGAAGCAGAACAUGAGGGUCCGGUCACAGCAGUCUCUAUAUCUCCCGAUGGUCUGCGCAUCCUGGCCGGCACCGUCACCGGUAACUUUGGGGUGCUGGACGUCUCCUCCCGCAAGUACACUACCCUGAUGAGGUCCCAUGUGUCCAGCGUCCUGGCGGUGGCCCUGGAUCCCCUCCGGAGGCAGAUGGCUACAGUGUCCGAUGACCAUACCAUCAGAAUCUGGGAUCUGGACACACUGCAACAGCUGUAUGACUUCCAUGCGCCUAAGGAGACGCCCUGCACCAUCGCCUACCAUCCGUCCCUCUACUGCAUUGCCUGCGGAUUUGACAAUGGUUUGGUCCGCAUCUUCAGCAUCGCAUCCACAAGUCUGGUGGCUGAGCUAAGUGACCUCAAGGGAAAGGUCACUGGGUUACUGUACUCCCGGGAUGAUCGGCACCUCUACUCGGCCUCCUCGCUUGGCAUGUUAGCCCUCUAUGACGUAUCAGACGACAGCUACAACACCAUAAGGGUUCUGGGUGAUAUGGUUGCCAAGGGCGACGUGUACUGUCCGAGUGCUCUGUCCCUUAGUCCCGAUGGAAGAAGGCUAGCCUUUGUUGGACCUUCGGAGUUCACAGUGACUGUGGCUGAUGCAAGAACUCUGGAUGAGGUGCUGAGAAUUGACAUCUCAUCAAUAACGGCAGACAGGGAAACAUCUGGUCUAGACAUGGCCCGCCGUGUUCACUUCUCUCCUGCUAAAACCAGGCAACUUCUUGUAGCUACAUCAGAAAAUAAUCUGCUGAGACUUGAUGCAAAUAAUGGAAGGCUGAUUAAUAAGGUUUCGAGUAUCCAUCGGUCUGGCUUGACUGGGUUGGAUGUAUGUGAGGACUGCAGGCAUAUGGCUACGGCAGGUGACAAGGUUGUCAAGGUGUGGGACUAUCACAUGAGAUUGGAUCUCAAUUUCCAGGUUUUCAUCGGUCACUCGGAUGUGAUUAAACAGGUCCUGUUCACACCUGAUGGCAUGAACGUUGUCUCGGUCGGGGAUGCUAUCUUCAUUUGGGAUUUCUUCGGGAGCACUCAAGUGCCAUCUACCCAUAGUGAAACAGUCACAAGUGCUCUGAAAACAUCAAGAGGUGCUACACCAAAACAACCAAAGACCUUUGAUCUGAAUGGUAGCCUGUUGCCACGGCACCAGGUACCCAAGCCAGCCACGCCCACCCAGCUGACUGACAUUAGCAGCAUCCGAGAAAGAGAUAGUGAGAGAGGUACAUAUGAAUCAGGAGAAGAAGUUCUCAUCGGACCAGAUCUGGAGAGCAGGAGUGAAAUGUCAUCUGAUGAGGAGGUUACGUUGAUACCAGAGACCCUAGGGUCCAGUCAGAGGACACGGUCCCAUCGGAGACCUAGUCCUGGACCAUCUCAGCAAGGAGGUACUAACAUGGGAGGAGCUCCUCAGGGCGUAUUCUCCAUGGAAACCAUGAAAUCAGAGCUGUCCUCGGUCAGCAAAGAUGCAACGUCCCAUGAUAGGCCGAGAUGCUAUAGUCACUUUGUGGCGAAGCCAAACGUGUCUCAGCUUGCCCAGCGUCGCUACAUUGCCCCCAGCAACCAAGCUGGCCUGAAGCUGAAGAGGGUGCUCGGUUACAAUGGUAACGGUCGAGGGAAUGUCAUCUGGCAUCCUGACUCUGGUCUCUUUGCCUACACGUGUGGGUCCAUCAUAGUACUAGAAGACUUGGACAAUAGCUCACAAACCCAUCUGCUUGGUCACAUGGAAGAGAUAUCAGUCCUAGCCUUCCAGAAUGAUGCUCAGAUCCUUGCUUCAGCCUCCGGAGCCAGCGGACUGACACCGAGCCAGAUCUGUUUCUGGGAUCUACAGGGCGCCCACUGCCGGAAGACACUGUCGUAUCAUGAGCAUGGCAUUGUGGGAUUGGCGUAUUCGCGCGAUGACAGAUUUCUGGUUUCAGUUGGUGACUACCGCGACUGCAGCAUUGCAGUGUGGAGCACGCAGGACUACAGCCUGCUAGCAGCCUCUAAGACGGCCCUACCAGUCCACUCCCUUCUCUGGGACCCAUACACAUCCAACGAGUUCACCUCUGUGGGUGAGAAGGGAACGGUACUCUUCUGGUUGCUGGAUGAGAGUCAGGGGCGUGUCAAUCUCAAUGUCCAUGAAGCACAGGUCCCGCAGGAACUCAUGGAUCACAGGAACAUGGUUCUUGAUGAUGUGGCCUUCACAAGUGCAGUGUAUGGAGGAGAUAACAUUCUCUAUGUGGGAAGCACUACUGGUGUCCUUUCGGCUUGGGACACCAAACACAAUUCUUGCUUCAUGCAUUGGGAUGCAGAUACUGCUGAAAUAGGAGUGAUCGUGAGUAAGUUUGGAAGCACUCGUCUGAUUACAGGAGGAGCAUCACGUCUGAUUCGUCUCUGGUCAGUUCAUGGGAUGGGAGAACUCAGACUGACCGCUGGCUUCACCAACAGUGGUGUUGGUCAAGGUCUUGUGAUGGAAGAUGAAAUGGCACUGGAUGGCGCUAUCACCUCGGCCCAGUUUGACCACACCAUGGACGUAGGAGUGGUUUCAACGGCUGAGGGUACCCUGUGGUACAUCAACUGGGUUGAGAGGACCUCCAUUAGACUGGUCUCUUCACACACAGCCAAGGUCACUGAUGUUGCCUUCAGUGAGAGUGACCUCUUUGCGACCUGUUGUCAUGACGGCAGUCUCAACAUCUACUCAUUGACCGACAUGGAGCGCAGUAUACAAUUCCAAGUCUUAGACCAGAGUUGUAACUGCAUAGCCUUCAGCCCCAGGAGGUUUGGUCUCUCCUCCCAGACCCCAUCCUCUUCCUCCUCCAUGAUAGUAGCUGGUUACCAUGACGGCACAGUUCGUCUCUUUGACCUAGUCAGCUGUGAGAUGACCAUCAAGAUGCAGCCUCAUGCCCACUCAGUGACCGCCAUAGCUUUCUCUGUUGAUGGUCAUGUAAUUCUAUCUGGUUCUCACAAUGGAUUGAUUGCCAUCAGCAGCCCCACCACGGGAAUGACCAUGAGGGUUCUACAGGAUCACAAGGGAGCACCCAUUACAGAUAUACAAGUCCAUCAAGAGCUGGAUACAAGCGAUCCCAGCUUCCAUGCUCUUCACAAGUGGCUCGCUGUCAGUGGUGACAGGAGGGUCAGCGUAUGGAGGGCCAGCUGGGCCAAAGACUUCUGUGAGAUGGUGGACUGGCUGACCUAUCCUGCUCCGGCCUUUGCACCUGACGGCACACCCAUUGAGAAGGGCGAUCCAAACCGUUAUGACUCGCUGCCUCCCAGUAUGGCUAGAUUCUCAGCCUCAGACCCUAAUGUGAUCAUAUAUGUUGGAUACGGGAUGCAGAAACAAGUGCUCUUCUACAAUCUAGCCCAGAAAAAGGUGAUACGGUCAGCAGCAUUGACCCACUGGAGUACAUCGUUUGACCUUAAUCCUAGAGGUCAUCUCAUUGCCAUAGCAACCCAAGAGCGUCUAGUGAAGGUGAUGGACUACCAAGAGUGUAGCUUUCAGGACUUUGUAGCACACAGUGAUGCUGUGGAACUGGUUCGUUUCUCUGGGGAUGGGGAGCAGCUCUUUUCAGUCUCUGGUACCGAGAUACUCCUCUGGGAUGUUGCAGUUUGAGAGCAAGUGAAAACCCUUGAGACUAUAGUACAUAGUGAUGCUGUUGAUCUGGGGGG